AUGCAGUUACCAACCACUCCUACCAAAACUGGCAAUCUUCCAGGCAGUCAUAGUGCGACAGACAAGCCUCCUUGUACUUUUUCGAGCCCAUGUCGUAAAUGCGAGAUCCGCAUGAUCCUUCGUGGUCAGUACUCGUCGAGUCAUCAAGGCGAGCACGAAUGUAUCAGCCAGUGGGAUGACGCUAUUCAGAAGGCCAAGAUUGUUGUGAAGGCCGAAGCAUCGUCCUCAGCUCCAAACAUUUCGACCGGACGCCCUCUCGUGCCUACUUCGAAACAGGCAGCGUCCGCUAUCACUUUCAAAGUCCCGUUUGAAGACGCGAUCAAGAUUGUUGAGGUCGCUCCCUCUGAGGAAACCAAGCUUGAUGCUGUCCCUCAAGGCAUAGCCAACAGCAUGGAUGUUGUCGUGAUGCAACAGAAGGCCAUGAUCAGUGCAUUGGUAAAGCAGCAGACUAUGAUGUUAAACAUCAUAGUCGAUAUGAACAAAAACAUGAUGUCUGCUGUUGAGGAUUCCCACCUCGGGUUGGAGAAUAUGUAG
Molecule: messenger RNA, 534 nt
Organism: Fusarium venenatum
Lineage: Eukaryota; Fungi; Ascomycota; Sordariomycetes; Hypocreales; Nectriaceae
Source: RefSeq, a predicted model, not a curated record